Messenger RNA from Fibroporia radiculosa, 2220 nucleotides. RefSeq lists its product as uncharacterized. NCBI's taxonomy places the organism in Eukaryota, Fungi, Basidiomycota, Agaricomycetes, Polyporales, Fibroporiaceae. The transcript has 19 exons. The coding region runs from base 1 to 2220 and encodes 739 amino acids. The record is from RefSeq and is a predicted model, not a curated record.
AUGUCUAACCAGGAUCUCGCUGAUAUUCAUGCUGCUACGUUAACAAUCAAUUCAGGAACCAAUGUAAACCAAGAUGCUUGGAUGGCGACUUGGUGUAACACCAACUGGGGCACGCUUCUCCAACCUGCGCCGCUUUCCGUUGCACUGCUUGGUUCAAUUCUGAUCAUGGCUAGUAGCACACAAGACUUUAGUCUUAUUGUCGCGAAACCUCAAGGUGCCCCAGACUUCAAAUGGCAGUACGCUGAACAUCCAGACUCGUUCAAAGCGUGUCUCAUGCAGAUGGUUGGGAACGGCUACACUGCAUUCGAGACAGCGCAUAAGGACAUGCAGACUAUCCAAGCAUUAUCUGGUCAAAUGCCUGAUGUAAUUCAGAACCUCGUGCAGUUACUGAUCUCUGGAAAGCCCGAUGAAGUACAGGCUUUGUUUCCGAAUGGGCUCAAUGACCUGAAGGGUUUGGCCACCGGCUGCAAGACUGCCGCCGAAGAGUGCGAGGCUGGGUUCAAUGAUAUGGCUAAUCUUGCUCAGGAAAUGGUACUUGCAUGCACCUAUAAAGCUGGAACUUCAGAGCAAGUUCUCGCCCAAAACGAGAUAAAUCUGCAAGUAUUGCAAGUUGACAAGGCAAAUUCUGAGAAGAUGCUCGCCAGUACGCAAGACAGCCUCAGUACUGCUAAGAAAUCUUUCCUCGAUGCCCAGGACCAGUUCCAGUCGGCAAUUAAUUCUAUGCCCUCUGGGAUGGAACUCCUUGGCAUGAGUGUCGUCGAAUCGCUCACCAACGUCGCUGUGAGCGCGGCCAACGCGUUCAUCAACCAAGCAACGAUGCGAUCUCAGCUUGUCAUGACUGGCGUGGAUGCCUUCACGAGCAAGAUUUCGCCAGACGGGACCGUCACUCCCGCUCAGGGUGCGACUGUCCCCACUCAGCAACCCGCACAACGGUCAAAUGAUCCUUCCCCGGUGCCAAGUCUCAGCGGUAUCAACGAUCCUGCAAACGGGCAGGUCGACCUGGUCCUCUCAUACGCCAAUGGAAUCAAGGCAUUGCUUGUGGGGAAAGACGGGAAGCCAGACUGGGACCUGAUCAUCACGACCGACACAAGCAAGACGACUGGCGCAUCAUACAUUAUAGACGAACUGGAAGUUGUCGAGACCAAGCUCCAGCAGGGCCAGGCAAUGUCCGACGCGCUAGGCCAAUCUAUUACCAGCCUGAUUUCGGUUCUCAAUCAGCUUGUCAAGUCUGGGAGUGCGGGCGACGACGACGACAAGCUCGCUGCUUCCCUCGGGGAGACAGUGGACUCGGAGAUUACAAACUUGCAGACACUUAGCCAAAAGGCGAAACUUGUCACACAAGCUCCGCCCUCUAUUGCCACCGGCUUUGCGCCCCCCCCACCGGCUCAGCCGUCCUCGGGUCAGACGGCCCAGCUCGCAGUACAGGAUGCAAAGUUCAAGAUCGACUCGACGAAGGAAGUGCUUCAGGCGGCACGUCAAUCGUACGAUGAUAUCAAUAAGCAGAUGACUGAACAACAAAAAGAAAUCUCUACGACCGUGCAACAGAUCACCAGUCUGAGCCUUCAAGAUACCCAACUAUCCCAAAUGAUACCUGUUCUCAAGAAGGCCGUCGGUUCCUUCAAUACCCUCCGCGCACAAAUAUCACAGUUGAGUAUUGCCUCGCUUAUCGACGACAUCAUGGCGCCGUCGGUGGACCGUCUCGUGCAGACAAUGCAAUCUGCAGAAACCAUGAUACUCGCCGGAACCUCGCUCCAGGAUUUCACGCGUAAUCUUAUCUACAACCAAACGAUGAUGCCGCUCAAAGUUGCCCUUCUUUCCACUAAAGUGUCUUCUGUUUAUGUUGAGAUAUCCAACGAUUACAUCAUGCCCGCCCAGCGAAGUGUCGGGAAUAUGCUUCAGUUUGCGCAGGGCUCCGACCCGUCCACACUCGCUCCCAAGCUCGAGCAAGAGCAGAAGAAGCUCCAGGCCUCGGCUGAUACAGCGAGCCAGCAGAUUCUGGCCACGGUCGCCAAGGACCAAGCUGAUUUUGCCAGCGCUAUCACGACGCGGUUGAAUGGUAUUGAGACGGCGAUCAGUGCUAUCGUACCACUUCAGGCACCCCCAUCGCAGGCGCUGACGUCGGUCUCGACGUCCUAUGUCGAGGAGAUCGUUGAGCAGAAGAAGCAGGAGGCGACUGCAAACCCGAUGAAUGCGACGCCCCAGGACCUCGGUCUGAUGUGA